This is a messenger RNA of Medioppia subpectinata, 1731 nucleotides long. Lineage: Eukaryota; Metazoa; Arthropoda; Arachnida; Sarcoptiformes; Oppiidae. The record is from the annotation of a GenBank genome assembly.
UAGUUGUUUAAGUGGACUUUUAUAUCUUCGUGUGUUGUCUUCACAUUCUUCUGGAUGUCAUCGAGUGAUAGUCAUUCAUUGACUUAUGAGUCAAUCCUCGAGUCCUUUGUGUCCACACUAUUGCCCCCAAAGAAGGCAUUCAAAUGCUAUUACAAUGAAUGUGACAAAUGUUUCACAACUCAAAGCCGAUUGGAUGAACACAAACGCCGCAGACAUGCCGUUCAAGACAUCACUCCUCGGGAACCGAUUGUUAGCUCAACCGAUGCCAGAGACCAGUCGACGACAGCCACAGAUGUUGGACAGCAGCAGCCAAAUGCCACACCAGUGGCCAACCUUUCAACCACUUCCAGUCCCGACAGCCAAUCGCUGGACAAUAUGUGCGAUGACGAUACAAAUGGCACCGAAUUAGUGGACACAAUACCGAUGUUAAACACCGGCCAAACACUGCCACCUAUACGGAGUGGUCAGCAAUUGGCCACGACUUCACUCGUGGAUAGCAAUCCGUGCCUUAAUACUAUUAAUACAAAUACUGGUCACACGUCGGUCACCGCUAACCCCCUCCAGACUAGCGGCCAAACUGUCGUUGAUUUGCCGGCAACUCAUAAGUGCCUUAUCGGCGGCUGUGGUCUCGAGUUUUACAUUAAAUACACACUAAUCGCACACCAGAGGGCUGUCCACAAGACAACGGCUCAAGACAUUCACUUCAGGUGCGACACGAGUGGUGUCGGCGGCAGUCAUAGCGCCGUUGGUUUAGGCGUCUGUAGUCCUAAACCUGAUGCCAUCCAUGAGUGCAAACACUGCCACAAAACAUAUGCCACGAAACGGGAGCUCAAGAAACACCGCCGGACUGUCCACUCAUCGGACGGCAAAGCGUACGGCUGUGCGCACAACGGCUGCGGCCUAUCGUUCGCCACAAUACCGGAGCUGAAGAAACACCGACUGUCUGUCCACUCGGCCACCGGUCGACAGUAUCGGUGCGACCGCUGCGACAAAACAUAUCACAGCAAACAAAGGUAUGAUAAGCAUAGGCUGACUGUCCACUCAACGACGGCCACUGAAGCUCUCCAUAAGAUUACGGCUCAAGACAUUCACUUUGGGCACGAAAAGAGUGGUGUAAACAGCGAUAGACCCAUAGAGACCACGACUGUCCUACCGGUGCAGUCAAUCACUGCCACCAGUGAUACAAACAACAGUGAUAUGGACUCUGAUCUCGAAGUGAUAGACAUUAUACCGGCGCCCAAACGCACCGCCCAUACAGUGCCGGUGCGGCCCAUCUCUGACCACACAUCAAAACGCUUACUAAUUGAUAAUGAAACCAGUGGUCACACCAAUAGUUACUUAUGCGAUGUCGAGGGUUGCGGCGGUGUAUUUGUCUGGAAAUAUGAUCUCGAUCUGCAUCAGGCGAUUGCCCACAAAGUGGCUGUCCGUCUGACGCAUCCGUGCGGUCAAUGCGAGCAAUCGUUUGAUAGCGUAGACCAAUGGGCGGACCAUAUGCUCGCCCGGCAUCGGGGGUCUGACCACACAUGCGAUAAGUGUCCCAAAGUGUGUAAUACUUGGCGCCAAUUGAUUGACCAUCAAAACGCUGUCCACUCGCAGCCGACGCACAACUCGUUUACGUGUAGUCAAUGCGACCGACAGUUUGUCACCCAAAAGAAGCUGAUCCGCCAUCAGAAGUGUUUCCACUCACUAUUUCCCCGUAUUUUGCGGUUUAAGUCAUAUGAGAGUCAAUGA